CAGAACCAAAUCGAAAAUAGGAAUACAAAACGAAAAACAACUGGCAGUAUGCUCGGAAUCGAGCAUUUGCUCUUUGUAUUAACUACAUUUGCCUUUCCACCAGUGGCACUGACCGUCUUGCUAUGCAUCAUUCUGGCAACAUUUGGAAAGUCCCUUGGAUUGCGGCAGAUGUACGUGGACACAUUGAUCAACAUAUUCGAGUGGGGUGCUCGCCAAAUCAAAACAACCGAAAAGAUUAGAAGGAAAGAGAGCGCUCUGACCGCUCCAUUUUUUCUCAACAAGCUUUCCGAAGAAGCCGAUGACGACGAAGAUGAGAUCAGAAGUAUGGAGACUCCACAUUUUGAAGCCACAGAUGGAAUCACGGAUGAUGAAAUUGAGGCUCGGAGUGAAACGGAAAGCCAUGAUUCUGGAGAAGACUUUCCGUCAGUUGACUCUGACUUUGGUGACGAGUCGUGUUUAAAGAGAAAGUUUGGAUCAACUACUAGUCUCGCCUCCGUUGGAUCAUGCUGCAGUCUCCGAAAUAGAAAGAUGUCUGAAAGCAGCACAUUGGGAAUCAUCAAACGAGAGACACAAAUCUACCUUGACGAUAACUUUUCUGAAGACAUUCCUGAUGAGGUGUUUGUCAGAAGUCGAGGAUGGGCUGCAAUUCGUGAUUCGGUAGAUUUUGUGAAGGCUGGAAUGGAGGCGAUAAUUGAGGACGAGGUGACGAGUCGGUUCGAAGCGGAACAGUUGGUGAGCUGGAACAUGUUGACCAGAACCAGCAUCAAAUUUUAUCAGUUUGUCAACUGGAAGUUGAGUGCUCUAUGGAUUCUUGGGUUCAUGUUCCGCUACUGCGUUAUGUUGCCACUUCGCUUCACUGUUUUCUGCAUCGGUCUCGUGUUUUUGAUCAGUUCGACAGCGCUCAUUGGUCUUGUUCCAAUUGGAAACUGGAAAAAAGCUCUCAACCACAAGUGUAUGCUUAUUUGCUACCGAAUCCUUUCAAGAAGUCUCACGGCUGUGGUAUACUUUCACGAUGAACACUAUAAAGCGCAGGCACAAGGAAUCUGCGUCGCAAACCACACCUCUCCAAUUGAUGCUCUCAUUCUUUCCAUCGACAAUGUAUAUGCAUUGAUCGGACAGAAACACGAAGGACUCUUGGGUAUUGUACAAAGAGCACUUUCGCGAGCUUCAAGUCAUAUUUGGUUUGAGAGAAGUGAAGCCAAGGAUCGUCUUGUAGUUGCUCAAAAAUUGAAGGAACAUUGCACCAAUCCGGAUAAACUUCCAAUUUUGAUCUUCCCAGAAGGCACCUGCAUCAAUAACACGUCUGUUAUGAUGUUUAAGAAAGGAUCUUUUGAGAUUGGCACAACCAUCUACCCAAUUGCAAUGAAAUACGAUUCACGUUUCGGAGACGCGUUCUGGAACAGCUCAGAGCAAUCGUGGUGCGGAUAUAUCAUGAGAAUGAUGACUUCGUGGGCCAUUAUUUGCAAUGUCUGGUACCUGCCGCCAAUGACAAGACGAGAUGGAGAGGAUGCCGUCGACUUUGCGAACCGCGUGAAAAAAGAAAUUGCCAACAAAGGUGGCCUGGUCGAUUUGGAAUGGGAUGGAGGACUGAAGAGAGCAAAAGUUCCGCCAAAAAUGGUGGCCAAGCAGCAAGAACGAUAUGCCAAUCGACUUUCUCGCUAUACGUCUGUAUCGGAAGUUGUCAAGGAUGAAGAUGUAGAUGUUACUUCUGAUUCUUCUUCAGAUUUGGUAGACAAGCCGGUAUCUGGAUACAAUUCUCUUGAGGAUUUGCCAGAAGACGUUUUUAUCGACGAGGAGGAAGACGAAACAAUAGAUGCACACGAUGAAAAUGAAAAUGACGAUCCUGCCGGCGAAUCAAAUAUUCUUCCUAACAAACCUCUUUCCGAUACAGUUUCUUUGGUGAAAACUUGAUCACCUCCCCACCACCUCCCACAGACACAAAUGAUUAUCAUUUUAUAAUUUUAGGGUUCCAUUCUUACGGAUAACAUCAAGAGUUUUCAAUUCUCUCAUUAGUAUCAUGUCAAAUCAACCAUAACUUGUUUGUUUCUUUUUCAAAUCAGAUGACGUUGACGUCUACGUUUUAUACAACUCUCUAGCAGCUCUUAUUUUUGAUUCUACAGCACGUGUUUUUGUCCCCCACCCUCCCCCACUAAUGUCUUGUCUUGUGUAGAAUUAUCGAGGUCUAAUUUUUCAGGAAAGUGCGUUGUAGUCCACAUUAGGUAGUCACUGAUUUAUUGACGGGUUAUUUACAGCCGAUUCCGUUUUUGCAUUUGAUUGUUUAUUACACUAUGAAAAUAACAAUUGAAUAAAUUGUUCUCUUU
Caenorhabditis elegans is the source of this 2321-nucleotide messenger RNA. It is a transcript of the gene acl-4, whose product is annotated as Phospholipid/glycerol acyltransferase domain-containing protein. Gene Ontology annotation, cellular component: membrane. Bases 679 to 1911 code for a protein of 410 amino acids. Lineage: Eukaryota; Metazoa; Nematoda; Chromadorea; Rhabditida; Rhabditidae. Gene Ontology annotation, molecular function: acyltransferase activity, transferring groups other than amino-acyl groups; acyltransferase activity. The record is from RefSeq and is marked reviewed. The transcript has 10 exons.